CACAGCGCCCGGCGUGACCCUGCAGUCCAUAGCGGACACCCGCAGCGCCAUGUGGCAGGUGGCCUACAACCACAGCAGCACCAGCGCCGCCAGCACGUGCAGCCAGUUCGUGGCCAUGACCGUGCUGUUAGAAGGAGCCGCGGAUUUCUCACCGGAGCAUUGCAACGAAAUCUGCGCUCUCCUAAACUCCGGUGAUGUUCUGUCCGCCGAAGUGCCGCAAGGGCUGGCCAAUCUAGCGCUCCAAAUAGAACAGUCGGGCCGAGCAGAAGCGUUCAGGAAACAGGAUCCCCAAGGUGCGAUGAGCUGGUUAAAGGCUAACCUCACGCAAGUCUACUAUAACGUUCUGCAGUUUUUGGAUGAACACGGGCAUAGAGCUAUCAUGGAGUUUGAUAUGUACACGAAACCAUGGGUGUUGGUUCCGGAAGAGCUCAUGAAGAUACUGCAAAAUAUGAGAAUCACGAAACAAGAAGUUCAGAGCACCAAGACUGAUGCAGAAAUAAUUGCAGCGCUUACUACGCCCAAAAAGUCCAGUACAAGGAAAGUUCUCGCUUGGGUUCUACCAUUAUGCCGUCGCACGGUCCGUCACCGCGAGAGCACGAAAGCGCACGUGAUCCUCGGCGUGCACAAGCUGCGACUAGCCGCGAUCCGGCUGGGCGCGCUGCUGACGCGGCGCUGGUACCUGCCGCAGCAGGACCUGGUGUUCUUCUUCCGCGCCGCUGAGCUGGCCGACUACAUCAGCACGAGAGACCCGGCGCUGUUGAGGAAAGCCAUCCAGCGGCACCAGUACUACAGCAGCUGGUGCAAGCUGAAGUUCGCGGAGUUGAACACAGGCUGGAUCCAGCCGCUGCCGGCGCACGUGCCGACGCUUACGACUGGCGGAGUUAGGCUGGAGGCCACCGCCGUCUGCGGCGGCGACGUCGUGGCACGGGCCUGCGUCGUCAAGGACCUCUCCGAGAUCAACCAACUGCAGCAAGGAGAUAUAUUGAUCACGUACGCCACUGACAUCGGUUGGUCGCCGUACUUCCCGCUGCUUAGCGGCAUCGUCACGGAACUUGGAGGCCUCAUUUCACACGGAGCCGUAAUAGCCCGCGAGUACGGCCUGCCGUGCAUAGUGGGCGCCACCCACGCCACUGACAUGUUCCACACUGGGGACAUGGUGCGGCUGGUCGGCUCCAAGGGCGUCAUCGAAAAAGUACUCGUGGAAACGUCAGCGGACGCAGAGAGUUAACGAUCUGUGAUAUUUGUGCCGCAGAAAGAACUUUUAUUUAUUUAAUUGUUAAUACUAUGCAAAAGAGUUUAUUUUAGAUAUUUUUAGGAA
Ostrinia nubilalis (European corn borer) is the source of this 1318-nucleotide messenger RNA. RefSeq lists its product as uncharacterized. Gene Ontology annotation, molecular function: transferase activity, transferring phosphorus-containing groups. The transcript has 7 exons. Lineage: Eukaryota; Metazoa; Arthropoda; Insecta; Lepidoptera; Crambidae. Bases 50 to 1228 code for a protein of 392 amino acids. The record is from RefSeq and is a predicted model, not a curated record. Gene Ontology annotation, biological process: phosphorylation.